This is a messenger RNA of Pogona vitticeps (central bearded dragon), 2343 nucleotides long. RefSeq names its product translocating chain-associated membrane protein 1-like 1. Gene Ontology annotation, cellular component: endoplasmic reticulum membrane. NCBI's taxonomy places the organism in Eukaryota, Metazoa, Chordata, Lepidosauria, Squamata, Agamidae. Gene Ontology annotation, biological process: protein insertion into ER membrane; SRP-dependent cotranslational protein targeting to membrane, translocation. The record is from RefSeq and is a predicted model, not a curated record.
CCCUUUCGUGCCCAUCGUCGCACGCCCCCUUUUGUACGUGCGCAGGCUCACACGCCGCUCGGGCGCGAGAUAAAAGUCUUGAGUCUAGCAGGAUGGUGGCCUGCUCCCGCUGACUCUUCGGUAGACGCUGCCUCUCCCUUGACCAGCCCAACUACGCCGGAAACACCAGACAGGUGUUACAGCCAAAAAUGCCAUCAUAUUUAUUACUGUUCAAUACAAUGUUACUUAUACCACAGAUGACAGACCUGAGCCAGUUUAUUUCUAUGAAUAUGGGCCUAAAGACGUGGCCACCAUCUUUUUCUACAUGCUUAUAGCCAUUAUUCUGCAUGCAGUGAUUCAGGAAUACAUACUAGAUAAAAUUAAUAGACGACUUCAUUUGUCAAAAACAAAGCAUAGCAAAUUCAACGAAUCAGGGCAACUAGCAUUUUUCUACUUGUUUUCAUUUGUCUGGGGAGCAAGUAUUUUGUCUGCAGAAGAAUUCACAACAAACCCAACUUUAUUGUGGGAAGAUUACCCUCAUUCUCACAUGUUUUUUCAGGUUAAAUUCUUCUAUAUCUGCCAGAUUGCCUACUGGCUUCAUGCACUGCCAGAACUUUACUUCCAAAAGAUUAGAAAGGAAGAUAUUCCAAGACAGUUGCACUAUAUCUGCCUUUAUAUUGCUCACAUAGCUGGUGCCUACAUUUUGAAUCUUCAUCGUUUGGGUCUCAUUUUGCUGGUACCUCAUUACCUUGUGGAACUUAUCUUUCAUGCUUCACGCCUUUUCUACUUCAGUGACGAGAAUAAGCAGAAAGGAUUUACUCUUUGGGCUCUGCUGUUUGUAAUGGCUCGUCUUCUGACCCUCACUUUGUCAGUCCUUACAUUUGGAUUUGGUCUGGCAAGAGCAGAAAAUCCUGGCUUUUCUAUAGUGGAAGGAAACUUCAGUAUACUCACCAUUAGAAUCAGCUGUCUGGCUGCAAUUUGUUUGACCCAAGCUUGGAUGAUGUGGAAAUUCAUAAAUUUCCAAUUGAAAAAAUGGAGAGAGCAUAUACAGAACCAAAUUCCAAAGAAAAAAACGAAUGCAAAGAUUAAAUCAACAAAAAAGGAAUCAUGUAGAACCAGUUUUGUCAAUGGAGCAGUAAAAUUUGAAGAGGGCACAUCACCUAGAAAAAGAAAAUCAAAAUUUUUGUGAAAAGCAGAGACCUAGAGGACAGUGAUUUAAAGGAGAACUUUGUUAAAGAGAAAAAAGGUUAAUUCACCACACAGAGAGAACAAGAGACUCUUGACUGUUCUGGCUAAAGGAUGCUGGUUGAAAUAAUAUAUAUUUUUAAUAUAUGUUUGUCAACAAAACUUCUGAAAAUAUUUCAUCAUGACUUUAGCUUCUUUGACAUUAUGAUAGUGUCAACUAUCUCACUUUUUAAAAUUGAGUUUUUGUUUUCUCGCAUAAAAAUCAUGUUGCAGUUUCUGGAAGUAGGCACAGGAGAGACUUAUAAAUGAGGCUUGCCUUUUAUUUGGAGCUUGAAAAUAACUGAUAUUUCUAUUUUAAAAAUAGUUUUUAAGAAUCUUAAUUUCUGGACUUAGAGCUAGUUUUUUGCUUUUUAUACAGAUUUUUAGUUAUAGUGUUUGUUAUACUGUCUGAAAUGGCUCUUUGUUAAGAGGCAGUUUAAGAUGCUUUUUGAUUUUAAAAGUUCAUAAAGUACAUUUAAUGCCCUUAAUCCUACAAAAUGCAAAUGAAAUUAAAAAGUGGAUUUCACUCAGUUGUGCAACAAAAAUUGUAUAGGCUGCAAUUUGCACUAGUUCUGAAAAUGUGCAAUGACUAUUACAACAGGCCUAAUGUUAGCAUUGUGACAUUGUUAGAUAUAGCUCAUUAUCUUCAUGUAUGGCAAACUGCCAAUUUAAUAUAGGUUACAAUGUGUGUCCUUGAAGAAUGGCUGCAAAUUAAUAACUUAAAGCCAAAACUUGUACAGUUGGUUUUAGGAGUUUACAUAUGAAUUUGAGAUUUCAGAUAACUGGUUUUGUAUAGAUUACUUCUAAAUCUUCUAGGGGAAGUAUAGAAACUAUUCUUUUUAAAAUGGUGCUAAAAAGUCUAAUUAGUUUGUGGAUCCAUGAAACUUAAUACUUUAUCUUUUCUUAAAAUGAAUGUUUAACAUACAGAGCUGUAGAUGAUUUCAGAUCGACUGUUGGACUAUAAUGUCAGCUUUGGCAUGUGUAGUAACAAGUCUUGAAGUUUUUAUUAUUUGUUACAGAACAAGAACAUUAGGACUAUUGGGCUAUUCUAUACAGUGGGGUUUCGACUUGAGAACUUAAUCCGUAUUGGAAGGUGGUUCUCAAGUCAAAAAGUCUGUAAGUCAAGUCUCCAUUGACCUA